Contarinia nasturtii (swede midge) is the source of this 575-nucleotide messenger RNA. RefSeq lists its product as uncharacterized. Gene Ontology annotation, biological process: sensory perception of taste. The record is from RefSeq and is a predicted model, not a curated record. The transcript is spliced from 5 exons. Bases 60 to 575 code for a protein of 171 amino acids. Gene Ontology annotation, cellular component: membrane. Lineage: Eukaryota; Metazoa; Arthropoda; Insecta; Diptera; Cecidomyiidae.
CAUAUGUACUAACUGUGGGAAACGAGUUUUUAAUCAAGAAAUUCGAUCAGAGGCUAUUCAUGUGGAUUCGAAAAUAUUUUCAAUCUGUUUAUGAUAUGUCGAAUUCAUUGAACCACUUUUUUGCAUGGUCCAAUGUCAUCGUCAUUUUAUUAUCACUUCAAUUUCUUGCAACCGAAUUUAUAUGGAUUUAUUGGAAAAUCUAUAAUAAACAUCAUAUUCAAUCAUUCCUAUAUUUUGUCUGGCUGGCGCUUUUAUCAAUAUUGGCUUUAGACUCAUUUCGAGCAACAGUUAAGUGUAAAGUAGAGAUCGAACGCAUUCGAUUUAAUCUAAAUUCGAUUCAUUUUCAAUUAGAUGAUCAAGUAACUGCUCUAGAGGUUGAAACAACAUUAAUGCAAAUUAAACAAAACCCCAUUAUUUUCCAUGCUAAUGGAUUAUUUAACGUCGACAUCAAGGAAUUGCUACAAAUAAUUAGGGGAAUAUUAUCUUAUAUGAUUUUCUUUAUUCAAUUUUCACCAAAAUAUCGGCUUUGUUAUCACGAAGGAAGCUGCAAGAAUUUGGUGCAUUUAAGCUAUUAA